AAAACAUUAUUAUUCCUUCCAAAACAAAAUUCCCUUUCAAUUUUCCCUCUCUUUUAUUUUAACCUUUUUCUCCCACCGCACCCCCCUAAUCAUUUCUCACCCAUUCCCUUCCCCACCUCUCUCUUUCUCUCUCCAUUUACCACAAUUAGUAUUUAGAGUAAACAUUGCUUCAUAGAGACACAAAAGAGUCCAAAAAAAUGAAGCUCAACUUAGAGAUAGCAGUAACACUUCUCCUAACUCUUGCUAUUUCUGUUUUCCACAUUACUUCAGCUGAAGAUCCAUAUAAAUUCUUCAACUGGAAUGUUACUUAUGGUGACAUUUACCCACUUGGAGUUCGCCAAACAGGUAUAUUGAUCAAUGGACAAUUCCCUGGUCCAGACAUUCAUUCUGUUACAAACGACAACCUCAUUAUCAAUGUCUUCAACAGUUUAGAUGAACCCUUUCUCCUCUCUUGGAAUGGGAUCCAGCAGAGGAGGAAUUCAUUUGAGGAUGGUGUAUUUGGAACAACCUGUCCAAUUCCACCAGGGAAGAACUUCACUUACAUACUUCAAGUGAAAGAUCAAAUUGGAAGUUUUUACUAUUUUCCAUCACUUGCAUUUCAUAAAGCAGCCGGUGGUUUUGGAGGUAUUAGGAUACUGAGUAGGCCAAGGAUUCCAGUUCCUUUUCCUGACCCGUCUGGUGACUACACUGUACUUAUUGGUGAUUGGUACAAGUCCAACCAUACGACUCUAAAAGCCCAUCUUGAUAGAGGAAAGAAGCUUCCUAUACCUGAUGGAAUCCUCAUCAAUGGUCGCGGUCCAAAUGGAUUAUCUUUCAACGUCGAACAAGGAAAGACUUACAGGCUUAGAAUAUCAAAUGUGGGACUACAACAUUCCCUUAACUUCAGAAUUCAGAAUCACAAAAUGAAGUUGGUAGAAGUUGAAGGGACACACACUCUUCAAACUACAUACUCCUCACUUGAUGUUCAUGUCGGACAAUCCUAUUCUGUGCUAGUAACUGCUGAUCAACCUUCUCAAGACUACUACAUUGUGGUUUCCACAAGAUUUUCGGCGAAGAUCCUCACCACUACUGGUGUACUUCGCUAUAGUAACUCUGCAGGCCCGGUAUCAGGCCCACCUCCUGGUGGUCCGACAAUCCAAGUUGACUGGUCUUUGAACCAGGCCCGCUCAAUCAGGACUAACCUUACCGCAAGUGGACCAAGGCCUAAUCCACAAGGAUCCUACCAUUACGGUCUCAUAAACACGACCAAGACAAUCAUUCUGUCUAGUUCUCCUGGUCAAGUUAAUGGCAAGCAAAGAUACGCGAUUAACAGUGUGUCUUACAUUUCACCAGACACGCCUCUUAAGCUCGCUGACUACUUCAAAAUUUCCGGUGUUUUUCGCGUUGGAAGCAUAUCUGAUAGGCCCACUGGGGGUGGCAUUUACCUUGACACGUCUGUUUUGCAAGCUGAUUACAGAUCUUUCAUUGAGAUUGUCUUCCAAAACAACGAGAACAUCGUUCAGAGCUAUCAUCUUGAUGGCUACUCUUUCUUCGUGGUUGGUAUGGAUGGAGGACAGUGGACAACUUCUAGCAGAAACAAUUACAAUCUCCGAGAUGCAGUCUCGCGUUGCACCACUCAGGUAUAUCCUUAUUCAUGGACUGCUAUUUAUAUUGCUCUCGACAACGUUGGAAUGUGGAACUUAAGGACUGAGUUUUGGGCGCGACAGUACCUUGGCCAACAGUUUUAUUUGCGUGUUUACACAGCAUCAACCUCAAUCAGAGACGAGUUUCCUAUUCCAAAGAAUGCGCGUCUCUGUGGUAGGGCAAGCGGGCGACACACACGACCUCUUUGAGCUAGCAAAGGUUUAAAGAAUCCAUUCCACAGUUAUGAAGGCAUUCUAGCUUUAGAAUCAUGAUGAAAAGUAGUUAACUUAUCUACUUGUAAUUUUAUUGUUGAGUGUUUCGAAUAUAUAUGUUGUGCUCCGGUCGAAUCACGAAGAUUUUCGAGUCUAAAUGACCUCAACUCGAGGUCACAUUCUUUUCCAGCCAAAAAAGAAGAAUACUAUUUAUGUUCCCUUUGUAUUA
Lathyrus oleraceus (garden pea) is the source of this 2064-nucleotide messenger RNA. RefSeq names its product L-ascorbate oxidase homolog. The record is from RefSeq and is a predicted model, not a curated record. Bases 198 to 1832 code for a protein of 544 amino acids. The transcript is spliced from 8 exons. Gene Ontology annotation, molecular function: oxidoreductase activity; copper ion binding. Lineage: Eukaryota; Viridiplantae; Streptophyta; Magnoliopsida; Fabales; Fabaceae.